Messenger RNA from Amphiprion ocellaris (clown anemonefish), 7696 nucleotides. Its product is annotated as multiple PDZ domain protein. Bases 141 to 6641 code for a protein of 2166 amino acids. NCBI's taxonomy places the organism in Eukaryota, Metazoa, Chordata, Actinopteri, Pomacentridae. The record is from RefSeq and is a predicted model, not a curated record. The transcript is spliced from 51 exons. Gene Ontology annotation, molecular function: protein binding.
CCCAUCUUUAAGCCCCAGUCAGUGCGCCGUUAGCCGCAGGACAACACGGAGGAGCGCCGAAGACUGACCGCGGGGAAACUACCACACAUUCAUGCCGUGAAAAGGAACGGAAUCACAUUCAUCUGUAAUUUUUUUAAAAAAUGAUAGAAACAAUGGAUACACAGCGUGCCUUGCAGGCGGUGGAGCGUCUCCAGGCCAAACUGAAGGAACGGGGGGAGGUGCCCACUGAGGAGAAGCUCAGCCUGCUCAAAUCAGUGCUCCAGAGCCCCCUCUUCCACCAGAUCCUGGCCUUGCAGAAGUCUGUUCAGCAUCUCAAAGACCAGGGGACUGUCCCGUCAACACGAGGAAGUGACCUCAGCGAUCACGGCACAGUAGUCAAACCCAAUGGUGGCCAUGUUUCCUACUCAGACAUCCCAGCUGCUACACACAUCAAUGGCAAGACUGAAGAAUUUGAGAAUAUUAUUCGUUCCAUGGCACAGGGCCGCUACGUGACACACGUGGAGCUGCAGAAGCCAGUGUCUGGAGGUCUUGGCUUCAGCGUGGUGGGCUUAAAAAGCGAGAACCGCGGAGAGCUCGGCAUCUUCAUCCAGGAAAUUCAGCCAGGAAGUGUCGCCCACUGUGAUGGCAAGCUCAAAGAAGCUGACCAGAUCUUGGCCAUCAAUGGCCAGCCCCUGGAUCAAACAGUGACCCACCAACAAGCUAUCGGCAUUCUGCAGAGCGCUUCAGAGAAGGUGCAGCUUGCAGUGGCAAGAGGGCCAAUACCUCAGCUUGCCAGCCCUGUGGUGUCCCGCACGCCCUCUGCUGCCAGCACACUAUCGGCCAACUCCAGCGCGUGGCAGCAUGUGGAGACGAUUGAGCUGGUCAACGAUGGCACUGGUCUUGGCUUCGGUAUUGUCGGAGGAAAGACCACUGGGGUUAUUGUCAAAACUAUACUUCCUGGAGGCAUCGCUGAUCAGGAUGGCCGGCUGCGCAGCGGGGAUCACAUCCUAAGAAUUGGAGACACUGACCUGUAUGGGAUGGGCAGCGAACAGGUGGCUCAGGUCCUCAGACAGUGUGGCAACAGGGUGAAGCUGGUCGUCACCAGGGGUCCUGUGGAAGAAAAUCCAUCUGCUGUCAUGCCUGUGGUUCUUCCUACUGUCAAUGAACAGCAGGGCUAUGAAGAAGAAGAAGAUGCCGAGGCAUUUGAUGUGAGCCUUACCAAGAACACGCAGGGACUGGGGAUCACUAUUGCUGGCUAUGUUGGAGAUAAAAAUUCAGAGCCCUCCGGUAUUUUCGUUAAGAGCAUAACAAAAGACAGCGCUGUGGCUCAAGAUGGCCGUAUUCAUGUUGGAGACCAGAUAAUAGCUGUCGAUGGCGUAAACAUCCAGGGAUACACCAAUCAGCAGGCCGUGGAGGUGCUCAGACACACUGGCCAGACAGUCCACCUUAAGCUGAUCCGGCGGGGCUUCAGGCCUGAAGAGAUUCCCCCCGCUGUGGCCCCCAGUGUCACCAUCCUGCCGUUGUCCACCACUAUUCCCACCACCACCACCGUCAUGAGGGAGCUGGAGCUGGAGAGGAAGGAAGCCGAGGAGGCAGCCCAAGUCGCCGCAGAUGAAAAGCAGCCCCAGACAAAGAGUGAAGGAUCCGAUGUCAGCCCAGCCACGGAUCAGCUAACAAAAGACAAACAUGAGCUGAAGUUGUCACCUUUUGAAGAGGAGGAACUGAUGAAGAAGUGGCAGGAGAUUCUGGGUCCAAGUAAUGAAGUUGUAGUGGCUCAAGUGGAGAAGUUUACUGAGAACAGUGGCCUCGGCAUCAGUUUAGAAGCCAACAGUGGGCAUCAUUACAUCCGCUCUGUGCUCCCUGAGGGACCUGUGGGCCGCUGUGGCAAACUGUUCAGUGGAGAUGAACUGCUUGAGGUGAAUGGCAUUUCCCUGAUUGGUGAAACCCAUAAAGAAGUAGUGAGAAUCUUGAAGGAGCUUCCACUCUGUGUAUACAUGACAUGCUGUCGGCCUGCUCCUGAUCUUCCACCUGACAUGGAAGCUGUCCAACCCAAAUCAGAGGCUUUAUCUACAGCAUCUAAAUUAAAGAAUCAAAUAGACCUCUGCAGUGUGCUGGUUGCCGAAGACUCAGAGGUGAACACAGUGGCGGCGACACAGGAUACUGUGACUGAGGACGCGAUAGGAUCUCCUUUGGCUAUGUGGGAGUUGGAGAUCCAGAAUAUCGAGCUUGAAAAGGGAGAAGGGGGAUUGGGAUUCAGCAUUUUGGAUUACCAGGACCCAUUGGACCCCACCAAGACGGUGAUCGUGAUUCGCUCUUUGGUCCCCAAUGGUGUCGCAGAGAAAGAUGGCAGAUUGCUGCCAGGAGACCGACUCAUGUAUGUUAAUGCCACCAACUUGGAGAAUGCCAGCCUGGAGGAUGCUGUCCAGGCCCUGAAGGGUGCCAAGCUUGGCACGGUUCAGAUUGGAGUCGCCAAACCGUUGCCUGGAAUAAGUGGAUAUUCCCACUCUCCACACCCAUAUUGUGAGCAGGAAAUAACUCCAUCAUCCACCAUCCAUUCAUUUGACUUCAACAAUAUUUUGGUUGAAGAAGGAGAGGAAGGAGGACUGACUGAGGGCAUCCUUUACCGAGCAGAGCCUGCAUUGAUUGACACCAGCGAAGCAGACCUGUCUGACGAAAAGUUGUUAGAUCAUACUUACUCUGGGAUAGAGGAUGACACUUUCCAGGCAUCCAUGAUCGCUCUUCAUGGCAGCAACUGCAGCGCCGACCCGGAUUACCUGCACUCAUCCACACCUAAGCUGACAGCUCGCCUCAACUUACUGGAUGAGCAUCUCUGCUUUGCGGACAACAUUCAAGCUUUCUCUCCAGAGAAGUCGGCCUCUUACUCUCCUCCAGGCCUGAUGGGUCACAACCCAGCUUUUAAUGCCAUCCUGAGCAGUUCUGAGCAGUACCUGGCACAACACCCGAGCAAAGAAGAACCGGUGGAGGGCUCAAACUCAUACAGCCCGUUCGCUGAACUAUCAAGCGGAUCUAAGGUCCAGGAGGAAACUGCGGAGUCACUUCACUACCAGAAGGAGCCUGUUAUCUCUUUUGGAGAUAUUGCAGAUAUAUCCAUUUUGAUGAAGGACGAGGAGGCUGGUGCGAAAGAGUCGGCAGAAGACGACGACGACAAAGGAGCUCUGACCUCUGGGAGCAGUUUUGAAAGGACUAUCACAGUCGUCAAGGGCAACUCCAGCCUCGGGAUGACGGUGAGCGCCAUGAAAGGUGGUUUGGGGAUGCUGAUCAGGAGUAUAAUCCAUGGAGGGUCCAUUAGCCGCGACGGACGUCUGGGGGUCGGGGAUCUCAUCCUGGCCAUCAAUGGGGAGCCCACGGCCAACCUGACCAAUGCCCAGGCUCGAGCCAUGCUCAGGAGACACUCUCUCAUCGGACCAGACCUGGAAUCUGCUUGUGCACCUGAGGACGAUCUGUGCCCAUUUUAUGUAAUUACAUAUGUCCCAGCUGAGUAUCUGGAGGAGUACAAGGCCAGCCUCGAGCAAGCUAAAGACGAAGUUUUCUCUGAAGCAGCUCCUGUUCCAGCUCCAGCUCCAAAAGAUGUUCCGAACCUCCCUGAGCGUGAAGAUGGAGAAGGAGAAGAAAGCGCCUCUUAUAGCAACUGGAACCAACCAAGAAAGGUGGAGCUAUUCCGAGAGCCGGGUAAGUCUCUGGGGAUCAGCAUUGUCGGAGGCCGAGGGAUGGGCAGCCGGCUGAGCAACGGGGAGGUGAUGAGAGGCAUUUUUAUCAAGCACAUCCUGGAGGACAGUCCUGCUGGACAGAACGGGACCCUGAAGACCGGAGACAGGAUUGUGGAGGUGGAUGGAGUAGACCUGAGAGAUGCCAGUCAUGAGGAGGCAGUGGAGGCCAUACGAAGGGCAGGAAACCCGGUCUCCUUCUUGGUACAGAGUAUAAUCCACAAACCAAGGCCUGAGUCAAUAUAUAGCCCAGCUCCAUCGCCUGCCAAAGAGAAACACGGCACCACUUUCACAUGCAUGCCACAUCGCACAUGUCAGAAGCCGCCCCUGCCCUUUCUGCAGCUAAAUAGCCACCGUGGGUUGAGCCUUUGCUGCACUAAUCAAACCUACUUAGCACCUGCGCCCCCUCAGUCAUCGAUAACAGACUCUGGCGAGGAGCGAGCUGCAGCCGCAACAAGGGACAACAAGGACAAGGAGGGUGACAGUCACAGUAGACUUUACCUCCGACUCUCCCCAACUAACCCUUUCACUCCUACCCCGUUUAAGCUGGCGAAGCGUGAAGCGGUAAAGACGUCUCCCACUAGCACUGUCCUCCCCCUGCCAGUGGUGCCCCAUGUGGGAGAGACUGAUACCGACACGCUGACAGAGAUUCCUGGCGGACCUGCUGAGAUGGUGGAGGAGAACAAGGAGGUGGAGGAGGAGGAGGAUGAGUUUGGAUACAACUGGAAGAACGUCACCCAGCGCUAUGGCAGCCUCCCAGGUGUCCUACACAUGAUUGAGCUGGAGAAAGGCAAGACGGGCCUCGGUCUGAGCCUGGCAGGGAACAGGGAUCGCUCCCGCAUGAGUGUGUUCGUGGUGGGAAUAGAUCCCAACGGGGCGGCCGGCAGGGACGGACGUAUGGUGGUGGGAGAUGAGCUGCUGGAGAUCAACGGACAAGUGCUGUACGGCCACAGUCACCAGAACGCAUCGUCCAUCAUCAAGAGCUCUCCAUCCAAAGUCAAAAUCAUUUUUGUCAGGAACACGGAGGCGCUGAACCAGAUGGCUGUGGGACCAGUGAGGGAGCACGAAGGAGACACAGUGGAGCCCCACACUGAGCCAGAAACAACUCCUGCUAAUGGUGAUGCUGAUCCUUCAAAGUGUGUUCACCACAUCAUCAAGCUGAAGGAGGACGGAGGACUUGGCAUCACUUUUGUUGACGGCAACACGGACACUGGAGUGGAGAUUCAGAGUAUAUCUGAAGUAAAGGGACACACUGGCAAAGAGGGCUGCAUGAAACCUGGGGACAAACUCUUAGCUGUGAAUGGUGAAUCCGUGCUGGGAUACACUGUCGACCGGGUCAGUUCUCUACUGAGAGAAACCAACGGUCCAGUGAAGCUAAUCUUCUCUACAAAUGAGAUCCCCUCCUCCUUGUCCUCUCCCCAGUCGACCUGCCCAGACAGGGGUUGCUCAGAUGGAGUCCUUACCAGUCUACCCAGCACACCCAGCACCACCCUGACUACCCUGAGUCAACCAGAAGCAGAAGUAGUUGCUAGUCUUAGUCGCUCAUCCACCCCUUCCACUCUGGCCUGUGACCCGGCGACCUGUCCCAUCAUCCCUGGCUGUGAGACCACCAUCGACAUCUCCAAGGGCCGCACAGGUCUGGGCCUCAGCAUCGUGGGAGGCUGCGACACCCUGCUGGGGGCUAUCAUUAUCCAUGAAGUUUACGAAGAAGGGGCAGCCUCCAAAGAUGGCAGACUAUGGGCAGGAGACCAAAUCCUCGAGGUGAAUGGCAUUGACUUGCGAGCGGCCACUCACGAUGAAGCCAUCAACGUGCUGCGACAGACGCCGCAGAAGGUUCAGCUGACGGUUUACAGGGACGAAACCCAGUACAAGGAGGAAGACCUGUGGGACUCCUUCACCGUGGAGCUGCACAAGAAGCCUGGUCAGGGCCUGGGCCUGAGCAUCGUAGGGAGGAGAUCACGGGACCAGAGGAAUGACACAGGAGUGUUUGUGUCUGAUAUUGUGAAAGGAGGUUUGGUGGAUACUGAUGGUCGACUGAUGCAGGGCGACCAGAUACUGUCAGUCAACGGCGAGGACGUGCGGUCGGCCACUCAGGAGGCCGUGGCUGCACUGCUGAAGUGCUGCGUGGGGCCUAUCCAAAUGGAGGUGGGAAGGUUUAAAGCCGGCCCAUUCCACUCUGAAAGAAGAAUGUCUCAAAGCAGUCAGAUGAGUGAAACAGGCAGCUCCAAGGUGGCCUAUCAGUCAUGUGCAGACACUGGAAACCUUCCCGGUGACCCUGACAAACUAAGCAGAAGUCAGGAAUCACCGGAGCAUCAGGACACCAGGACUGUAGAGUUCACUAAAGGCCCCAGUGAUUCUCUGGGCAUCAGCAUAGCAGGCGGAGUGGGCAGUCCUCUGGGCGACAUACCCAUCUUUAUCGCCAUGAUGAAUCCGGUCGGCCUCGCUGCUCAGACCCAGAAGCUCAAGAUUGGGGACCGAAUUGUCAGUAUAUGUGGAACUUCUGCUGAAGGCAUGAGCCACUCGCAGGCUGUCACUCUGCUCAAGAACGCCACCGGCACAAUACAACUUCAGGUGGUAGCGGGUGGCGACACCACCGUGACGGGGCCCUCUCAGGAGCAGGCUGAUGGGGGUCUUACGCCCAGCUGCAUCUUCCAGGAUGACCUCGGCCCACCUCAGUAUAAGACCAUCAAUCUUGAAAGAGGACCAGACGGACUUGGUUUUAGUAUAGUCGGAGGAUAUGGCAGCCCACAUGGAGACUUGCCAAUUUAUGUCAAAACAGUGUUUGGAAAGGGCGCAGCAGCAGAGGACGGCCGUCUGAAGCGAGGAGACCAGAUCAUGGCGGUUAACGGACAAACUCUGGAGGGCGUCACGCAUGAAGAAGCUGUCGGCAUCCUGAAAAGGACCAAAGGAACUGUCACACUCACUGUGCUAUCAUAGACAAACACUCAUACACUACUUUUUCCACACUUGCACCAAAGGUUCAGUAGCAAGAUUCACAGCUAGGUGACUGAAAUACAAAUAAUUACACAAUCAUGAAGAAGGUUAUUGCCCAAUGUGGCCCUGAACACUGUGACAAGUAGAAUUAUAUGUAAUGAGAAGAGCUUGUACAUAGCCAUAAAGUUAUCAAUUUUAAGUAUGUGAAUCUGUAAAUAGUAUUAGAAACAUUCCAUGACUCUGGGUGGAAACAUUCAGUGGACGCUGUUGCUAAAAUAAAGCACACUUCAGUAAUAUCAGAACAUUUCUACAGCAGAGUGGCCCAUUUUCAAGUUUUUUCCUUAUAUUCUGAUGUAUAGAGGUGACCUCUUGCUAAAUUCGGAGCAUUAAACUGUAUUAAAGAUACCCUUGAGGCUGUUAGGAAAUUAGCAGGAUUAAGCUAAUGGCUAAAUUAGCUGAAAACAGCACUAUUUUGUGUUUUGUGUUGCACUGCUGUUGGCAAUUCAUCAAAUUUUGAUUUAAAGCUGAUGCUGCUGUAAAUGGUGUUAAUCAGCUUAUCAUGAAGUGUUUGAUCAGGAGAGCAUUUAAAGUGUCUAGAAGUGAGAUGUUGUAAAUGCACAGUGUGUUAACACUUCUCUGAAGGGAAGUCCUCCAAGUGUGGUUUGAGUGUGAGUGUGGCCUAUUCACUGAAUUAUAGUGCUGCUAAAGCUGAUAUGUAAGGUAUUAUGUUACAGUAUUUGGAUUUUUUUUUUUUUUAAGUAUUAAUUAAUGUUGACUUCAUGUAAGUGCACAGAGAAGUAAAAUGAACUGCUAUUUAGGUUUGUACGGACGAGCGGUUUCAAACUGAUGACCUGAGCCCACUUUGACCUUAUUGUGUACCCAAAACAAAUCAUCCAGGGUGUAGUUUGUCAAGUCACUGGGCAUGUGUUGUGCGGUCUAGACUCAGAGAAAAAUGUCUGUUCUCUGUGUUAUCACCUUAAAUGUGUUUCUAGUAUUGUCAAAGUGACGGUACUGAAUUUAUUCACACUGAAUUAAAUAAAAGUGACCUUUGGAUGCAA